UCCAAUUUAUGUGCGCAAUGAUGGUGUCGCAGCUGCUCCUGUCAUAUGCUCUGCUCAUUUACAAUACAGGGUUCAGUGCUGGAGACAUUGUGUAUGUGGAGACAGGAGCUUCUGUUCAACUGAAUAUACAGAGAGAGAAACUACCUGCUGAGUUUGAUGAUAUAUCCUGGAAGAACGAAAAAUCUCAGAAUCUAGUGAAAUAUUUGAUUAAAUCAAAUGAUGUAAAACCCCACUCUACCUACAUAGACAGAGUGGAUUUCAAUACAGAAACCUUCUCUCUAACACUAAAGAACAUGCAGAAGAUUGACAGUGGAAUCUACAGAGCAAUAGCAAGUUCAGAAAAUGAUAUAAAUAUUGCUGAACAUAAAGUGUCUGUUAUAGAUGCAGUGAAAGCUCCUGUCCUGACUUUAAACUCUAACUGGUCCAUCACAGAACCCUGUAACUUUACAUGUACAGCAGAUAAUCUCACAAUCAUCAACUAUUACAGUACCAGCUGUUCUGAUGAAGUGAAAUCAUCUGGAAUCUACAAUCUAAACCUGAAAUGCAAUGAUGACCUCAUCAUUUGUAACCAUAGCAACCCUGUCAGCUGGAAGAACGACACAAACACUGUUCAACAGCUCUGCAAUGUCAUUCCAGAGAACAUAACCUCUGGUUCAGGAUCUGUACUUCUCCAUUGGUUAAUUCCUCUUUUUAGUUUUUUGUUAUUGGGUUUGUUUGGAGUGGUUGGCUUUUAUUUCUACAAGAAUAGAAAAGUGCAUCUUUUAAAUGCCCAGCAUCGUGAAAGCACAGUCUACGCAGAGGUUGAGGAGAAACAAUCACAAAGCUUGUUGGAGAUGAAGGGAUCAGCAAAUGCUCAAACCUUGUACAAACCUGCAGAAAUGGAGCUUGGUGUCACCAUGGCAAUCAGCCAGACCACACCUGAUCCUGAAUCUACAAAUGAAAAUCCACCAGCAGCAGGUAAACCAGUCACUGUCUACAGCACCGUUCAACGGCAUGCAAUACCCCCACCAUCUGAAAGUGAAAAAACUGUUUAUGGUGUGGUAAAAAGACCCUUAGUUGGUUGUGAAUCUGUGAAUUCACAAUAAAAUGCAUAUGAUCGAUAGAUUAAAGAGAUAAUACUUUACUCACCCUCAUGUCAUUCCAAACCUUUAUUUCCGUGUUUCUACUACAAAACAAAACAAUUAUUUAUGAAUUUUAAACAAUGUUGGUAACCAAAUAACAUGGGAGCAUUGACCUCCAUUUCUCAAAAUAACUUCUUUCUGUAUGUGUUCCACAGAUGAAAGAUACAGGUUUUUAAUGACAUGUGCGUGAAGAAAUGAAGACAGAAAUAUUUUUUCUGUCCCCUUAAGAGUAUACACAGAACCUCUGUAAUAGGUGCUUAAGUGUUGCUUAUUUGUUUUUAUUAUUAAUGAAGAAGAAUUUGAACAGUUUUAUACAAAUAAGAGUACAUACACCUAUUAGAGUCAGGGGUCUCAAAAAAGAAAAAAAGAAAAGAAAAACUUAAACUGAAAGGCAUUUUACAUAAAAAGCUUGUCUUUGUUCAAUAGCUUUAUAGUUUUUCUUGCUUUUAAAUUUUGACUUGUUCGCAUUGUUUCCAAAUAUGCUAGAACAUUUUUGAAAUGCUCAAAGCUGGGUAUAUUUUCACACCCUUUACUUGAAUAUAAAAACUAGGCAUUGACAGGAAGUAGUGCUUGUUUGAAUGUGCAUGCAGUAAAUAAAUAUAGUUUCAUGACGUGGAAUUUGAAAUUAUGUCACAAGAACAUUUCACUAUGCAUUGUAGAGUGGUGUAGCAAGUCAGGUCCGGGCCCAUAUGCAGGAACUUAACGGGGCCCCAUCUGUCUAUUAGCGACCACGUUGCACAUUAUUUGAAUUAUUUAAAUGUUGACGUGCGUCAAUUGUGCUUAAAUUGUAACAGCAGACUACUGUAAUAAUGUGAACUAGUGAUCUUUCAUUCUGUCUGUAUGUUCUUUGUGUCAAUAAAAAAUAAGAAAUAAAAACAUAAACAACUGAA
Messenger RNA from Triplophysa dalaica, 2011 nucleotides. RefSeq names its product SLAM family member 5-like. NCBI's taxonomy places the organism in Eukaryota, Metazoa, Chordata, Actinopteri, Cypriniformes, Nemacheilidae. The record is from RefSeq and is a predicted model, not a curated record. The transcript is spliced from 7 exons. Bases 9 to 1085 code for a protein of 358 amino acids.